This is a messenger RNA of Impatiens glandulifera, 510 nucleotides long. RefSeq lists its product as uncharacterized. Bases 1 to 510 code for a protein of 169 amino acids. The transcript has 2 exons. NCBI's taxonomy places the organism in Eukaryota, Viridiplantae, Streptophyta, Magnoliopsida, Ericales, Balsaminaceae. The record is from RefSeq and is a predicted model, not a curated record.
AUGCCGAAUUCGCAAGCGCCCAAAUCGCCGUCGUCUGGUUCAAACGCAGCUUCAUGCGUUGUGGCUACAAUCUUCUUAAUCUUUGUGAUCAUCAUAGUACUGAUAAUCUUCUUCUCAAUAUUCAAACCUAAGAAUCCUGAAAUCUCUGUUAACGCCGUCCAACUUCCCGUCUUCUCCUUGGUUAACGGCACUGUUACUUUCACUUUCUCUCAGUACGUCUCCGUCAAGAACCCUAAUUUGGAAGUCUUCACUCACUACGACAGUUCUUUUCAGAUCCUAUACGCUGGCGUUCAGGUCGGCGUUCUUUUUGUUCCCGCUGGGAGAAUAGAAGCCGGUCGGAGUCAGCUCUUCACGGCCACCUUUUCCGUCAGGAUCGGGCCGGGUAUGGAGAUUGACUCGAGAUUGGAGAUGUCGGGUCGGGGUCGGGUUAGGCUAUUGCAUUUCUUCUCUCAUCAUGUUGAGGCUAAGUCUGAUGGUAGGAUUGGAAUCUCUGUUAGUGACGUUCUAUAA